AAGCGGCGUCUGUGUUGCCAUGGAGCCGGACGGGGCAGACAGGGAGGAAUCUACUACUUCGCAGACUUUUACUAACCCGGAGACUACAUGGGCGUCCACCUCGCAUCUAGCCGGGUCCAGCAGCCCCAGCUGGCCCACCAGGAAGUCCUCUUUGCGGUCCUUAGUCGCCUGCUCCGGCGUCCACCGGUACAGCUUCGCCGCUCGGCCCAAGCGCGUCGGGUUCCCGGGGCUUGAGUCGCACCGGGAGCCGCAGCUGCUGCGUCUGCGCCCCGCCUCGCUGCGCACCCAGGACAUCUCGCACCUGCUGGCGGGUGUCUUCCGCAACUUGUACUCGGCCCAGGUGAUCGGCGAGGACUUGAGCGACAGUCUGAUCAAGGCCCGUGGCAGCGAGGAUGAGCGGCACGAGGAGUUUGUGGACCAGCUGCGGCAGGUUCGUGAGCUCUAUAAGCAGCGGUUGGAUGAGAUUACCAUGUUGGAGAGACAUAUCAUUCAGGCCCGUGCACGGGAUCUUGCGGAAACAGAGCGAGCCUCCCAACAGAACAGAAUACAUGCUCUGGAGAGCAUUGUCAAGCUGCCUCCAGUGAAGACCGUCUUCAGGUGGUGUGUAGACAGCGAGUUGCUGCGGAAACAUAACUUGAUCUGCCCAGAGGAUUAUUACAACGAUCCUGUGCCAUUUUGCUCAGCGCCUAAAGGUACCUCCAUCCCUGGAUGUUCGAAACCAACAUUUAGUUGUGAGAAGCAUUCCAUCCCCAAACAAGAGCUGGACAAGCAGCCCAGCAAGCCCUGUAAGAAGCCUGUUGUAUUUGAUGAUGAGUUUGAGUACACCAUAGACAGUCUGUCCUAUGCCUCAACUUCUAAGGUCAAACAAAGGACCAAAGACACUGUCAAGAAAGCAAGUUCACCUAUGAACAAAAAGUGGAUGAACCACUUGCGGGUGCCACAGAGGGAACUGGAGAGACGUCUGCUGGCCAGGAUGGAGACUCGGAAUCAUUUCCUCAAAAACCCUUGUUUUUUCCCACCUAAUACUCCACAUGGAGGCAAGUCUCUCAUUGUUCCUCCAAGGAAGCAAGCAGGAAGAGCAGGAUCACAGAAUGCACAGCCGGAAGGCAGCUGUGUAGAUACUCCAGUAUUUCUAGCUAAACCGUCAGUUGGAUUUUUCACAGAUUAUGAGAUUGGACCAGUUUAUGAGAUGGUAAUCGCGCUGCAGAACACCACGGCGACCAGCCGACACCUGCGAGUCCUCCCGCCUUCUUCUCCAUACUUUAGUCUGGGGCUGGGGAUGUUCCCAGGAAAAGGUGGGAUGGUGGCUCCUGGGAUGACCUGCCAGUACCUCGUCCAGUUUAUUCCCGACUGUCUUGGGGAUUUUGAUGAUUUUAUUUUGGUUGAGACUCAGUCUGCCCACACACUUGUCAUCCCCCUGCAGGCCCGGAGGCCACCCCCAGUGCUAACCUUGGCACCGGUGUUGGACUGUGGCUACUGCCUCAUUGGAGGAGUAAAGAUAACCAGAUUCAUCUGCAAAAAUGUGGGCUUCAGCAUUGGCAAAUUCUGCAUCAUGCCCCAAAAGAGUUGGCCACCGCCAAGUUUCCAGGCUGUUGCAAUCUCUGGCUUUUUGGAUCAACCUCCCUUUAGAGUCAUGCCUUCAGUGUUUGAGCUGGCCCCAGGCUUUACCAUACUGUUGGAGGUUUUGUUCCUCCCGACAAGCCUAGGAAAAGCAGAGGAGACCUUCAUUAUCGUGUGUGACAACUGUCAGACAAAGGAGCUGGUGAUUGUAGGAACCGGUCAGCUGGUGGCUUUGGAGCUGAUCUAUAUUUCUGGUGGAAAAAGUGAACAAGACCCCGGAGAGCUCAAAGACUUAACAGCCCAAUAUUUCAUCCGAUUUGAGCCUGAAAACCUUCAGUCCACUGCAACACAGCAGCUGAUUAUCAGAAAUGCUACGCAUGUGGAUCUGGCCUUCCACUGGCAGAUCAUGAAGCCCAAUCUUCAGCCUCUGAUGCCUGAAGAAACCUACAGCUUGGAGAGCAUCAAACGCCACCCUGACCAGGAGACGGCCUUCUCCAUCAUGCCGGAAAAGGGGGUCCUUGGUGCCCACUCAGACCACGAGUUCAUCUUGAGCUUUUCUCCUUACCAGCUGAAGUGUUUCCACAGUGUACUGCAAAUGGUAUUGGAAGCUGUUCCUGAACCCUUGAUCUCAGAAAUGAAGAAUUUGGGAGACUACUCCUACUCUGUGGAUGACGUGAUUGUCCUGGAAAUUGAGGUGAAAGGUUCAGCACAACCCUUCCAGAUUCUCUUGGAGCCAUAUGCCCUCAUCAUCCCUGGCGAAAGCUACAUUGGCAUCAACGUGAAGAAAGAUUUUAGGAUGUGGAAUAACAGCAAGUCACCCAUCAGAUACAAGUGGGGGAAGGUCAGCGACUGCCACAUCAUCGAAGUGGAGCCCUGCACGGGGGUGAUAGAGCCCAACGAGGUCGGGGAUUUUGAAUUGAACUUUACUGGGGGUGUCCCGGGCCCAACCAGCCAGGACCUGCAGUGUGAAAUCACAGACUCGCCCUGCCCAGUGGUGCUACACAUAGAGGCGGCCUUUAAGGGUCCUGCUCUGGUCAUAGAUGUCUCAGCCCUUGAAUUUGGUCUGCUCUGCCUGGGGCAGAAGGCUUCGAGCUCCAUCUAUAUCCGGAAUAUCAGUCAGCUACCGGCUGCGUGGUGCUUGAAGGAGAGCGCUGUGUGUUUGGCAGAGAGGCAGGAGGAUGCAUCUCCCUUUGACAUUGAGCCUUGCAGAGGCCAGCUUCACCCUCUGGGGGAGUGCAAAGUGACCAUCACCCUAGAGACUUUGCACUGCCAGCGUCUACAGACUGUACUGGAGCUGGAAGUGGAAAAUGGGACCUGGAGCUACCUUCCGGUAUAUGCUGAGGUACAGCAGCCAUACUUGUACCUGCAGAGCAGCCAUGUGGAGAUCAGCAACCUCUACCUGGGUGUGCCCACAAAGUCAACCAUCACACUCAUCAACGGCACACUCCUGUCCACCCGGUUCCACUGGGGCAAGCUCCUUGGGGCUCAAGCAGCCUUGUGCACAGUGACAGUCUCUCCCAGACAUGGCCUUCUGGGUUCCAGUGAGGAGCGCCAGCUCACCUUGGAGUUCACUGCCCACACACAGGAAGAGCUGACUGAUCUAGUUUUGCCUUGUCAUGUAUCUGGCAUGGAGAAACCACUAGCCCUAGGCAUCUCUGGGAAGCCUCAGGGACUGCAAGUGACCAUCACUAUCUCUGUAGAGGGCGCUGAUGGCAGUGUUGUCAGCACAAAGCAGUGGCCAGGCCAUCUAGAGGAGCUCCGCUUGGACUUCGGCUCGAAGGUGGCACUGAGGACCCAUGUGACCCGCAAGCUCAUCCUGACAAAUUGCUCCCCGAUACAAACCUCCUUCACCCUUACAUUUGAGUACUUUGGGAGUUCCCAAGACAGCCUGAGCAAAAAGACAACCUGCCCUGACAUGCCUCCUGCCCUGCUAAAGACAGCACGUAUCCGAGAGCACAUGGCCAAGAAAGAACGCAUGGACUUUAUGGAGAGUGUGUUAUCUCACAAGAAAGGAGCUGCUUUCUUCCCCAACAUUUCCCAGGGCACUCUAGGAGCCUACCAGCAGCUGAGCAUUGAUAUCACAGGCUGUGCUAACAUGUGGGGCGAGUAUUGGGACAACCUCUUUUGCAUGGUGGGAGAUUUGCCAGUAACUGUCAUUCCGGUGUACAUGGCAGUCGUGGGUUGUCCCAUCAGCUCCCUGAGGAAUACUUGCUACAGCGUGGAUCAGUUUCUGAAGGAGCCUAUCAUCAGGUUUGGGACCCAGAUCUCUGGAGGAGACACCAUCAUCAGAAACCUCCGUCUGUACAACUCCAGCCCCUGUGACAUCCGCCUGGACUGGGAGACCUAUAUUGCAGAAGAAAAGCAAGACCGGCUGCUGGAGCUGCUGGUGUUCUAUGGGCCACCCUUCCCACUGCGAGACCAAGCCGGAAAUGAAAUUGUCUAUCUUGAGACCCCUGAAGAUAGCUUAUCAGGGUCCCUAAGCCCCUCCAAUAUGUUGGAAUCCAGCCAUGCAAUCUCCUUGUUGGCAGAGGACAAUAAUGAUGGCACCAGGGCUGAAGAGCAGAUCAUCUCAGUCAUCCUGCAGGGGCACGAGGGAGUGCCCUGUGACCACCUGUACCGUAUCACCCCCAAGCAGGUGGUCAUCCCUGCUGGGGGUAGCAGCACCAUCCACAUCUCCUUCACACCCAUGGUGUUUGGCCCCGAUGCUACCCACAAGGUGGGGUAUACCGGCUACGCCUUGGGCUUCAUGAGCUUGGAUAAGGAGAUGGAAAGGGAGAUUCCAGGUCGAAGGCGUCGCUUGCAGGGCUUUGCCGUGGGUCCCCUAAGACUAGAUCUGCAUGGCUAUGUGAGGCGUGCGCAGCUGCAUACAGAGCUAGACAGCAGUGGCUACUUGGAAUUCCGGUGUCGAGCCAGUGACCUCAUCCUGGAGCAUCCUUGCUGUGAGGUGCUGAGUGAGCAGCUGACCACGCGCCACCUAAAACUGAUCAACACCACGGAAAUCCCACACUAUUUCCGGCUCCUGGUCUCCCAGCCCUUCUUGGUUUCUCCAGGUGGGGCCAGUCAGGGUUGCAGAGCCCAUUUCCAGGAAUUUGAAGAGGAUAUAGCCUCUGCAGGCCAGCAGCAGAUGCUUCGCCCACAGCAGAGCAUGCUGGUGGAUGUGUCCUUCUCACUGUCCCUGGAGCUGCUGUCCUACCAGAAGCUCCCAGCUGACCAGAUGCUGCCCGGAGUGGAUAUUCAGCAGAGCAAGAGUGGAGAGAAAGAAAUGGUGUUUACUCAGGGUCUGCUCCUAGGGUUCACCAACCAGACCGUGCAGGAGGUGCCCCUGAGGGCUUUUGUGGCUGUGCCAGAGUUGCAGCUCUCUACCAGCUGGGUGGACUUCGGGACCUGCUUUGUGAAUGAGCAGCGCACCAGGAUGGUCUACCUGAUGAACCUCAGUGGCUGCCGAAGCUACUGGACUGUGUUGAUGGGGCAGGAGGAGCCGGUUGAGGAGAAGGCCUUCGGGGUCUACCCAGGCAGUGGUCUGCUGGAGGCCCGACCCACCAAUGCACCUCCAACCUCCAUUCCCCUGCAAGUGCUCUUCACUGCCAGGGGCCACCGGCUAUAUGAGUCCACACUGCUGGUAGAAGGCAUGCUGGGAGAGAAGGCCUGCACCCUGCGGCUGCGGGGCCGAGGCUCCUAUGAUGAGAGAUACAUGGCACCUUACUAGCUCUGAGGCUCCCCAGCCUUCAGUCUCAGCCCCAGCAAGUCAAUAUGGUCCAGGGCUGAGGAACAGGGACAUGGACUAUGGGGCUGGAGCAGUUCCUGAGACUGGGGAGUCCCAUCCAGUGCAAUGGUGUCAGCUGAGGCUCAGCAUGACAGUCUCUAGAGCUAGGCCACUCCACCAUGGAGACCAUGCCACUUAAUAAUCACUGUGCAGUGCAGAGUCCAACAAGGCAAAACCUGGCCCCUGGAAGAAAUGACAGCCACCAAAAUGAGGUAAC
Molecule: messenger RNA, 5540 nt
Organism: Nannospalax galili (Upper Galilee mountains blind mole rat)
Lineage: Eukaryota; Metazoa; Chordata; Mammalia; Rodentia; Spalacidae
Gene: Dlec1
Product: DLEC1 cilia and flagella associated protein
Exons: 37
Coding region: 20-5266 (1748 amino acids)
Biological process (GO): negative regulation of cell population proliferation
Source: RefSeq, a predicted model, not a curated record